CGGCGACGACGUGUACAGAGUGACGUGUCUCCUGUACCUUCCUGGUUUCACCAAGAUGGCGUCACAACAGGGUGAAGUUGAUGAGCUAUUUGAUGUUAAAAAUGCUUUUUACAUUGGAAGUUAUCAACACUGCAUUAACGAAGCUCAGAAAGUAAAGCCAUCAAGCCCGGAAAAGGAAUCAGAGAGAGACAUCUUCUUAUACAGAGCAUACAUCGCCCAGAGAAAAUAUGCUGUUGUGAUGGAUGACAUCAAGCCCAGCUCCUCAGAGGAGCUGCAGGCUGUGAGGAUGUUUGCAGACUACUUGUCCAAUGUGGGCAAAAGGGAUGCUAUUGUAGCAGAGCUGGAUAAAAAGAUGGCCAAGAGUGUAGAUGUGGCCAACACUACUUUUCUGCUUAUGGCAGCCUCCAUCUAUUUCCAUGAAUCAAACACAGAUGCAGCACUACGAACUCUCCACCAGGGGGAGAGCCUAGAGUGCAUGGCAAUGACUAUUCAGCUGUUGUUGGCAUUGGAUCGUGUCGACCUUGCAAGGAAAGAGCUGAAGAAAAUGCAGGAGCAGGAUGAAGACGCCACCCUGACUCAGCUGGCCACAGCUUGGGUCAAUCUGGCCGUUGGAGGAGAGAAACUGCAGGACGCGUUCUACAUCUUCCAGGAGAUGUCUGAGAAGUACUCUCCCACACUGCUCCUCUUGAACGGCCAGGGUGCUUGCCACAUGGCCCAGAACAAGUGGGAGGAGGCAGAGGCUGUUCUUCAGGACGCUCUGGACAAGGAUAGCGGCCACCCUGAGACACUGGUCAACCUCAUUGUGUUGACCCAGCAUCUGGGAAAACCACCAGAGGUCACAAAUCGCUACCUUUCUCAGCUCAAAGACGCUCAUAGAACACACCCUUUCCUCAAGGAUUAUUUUGCCAAGGAGAAUGAAUUUGACAGGCUUGCUAUGCAAUAUGCUCCUAUUGCUUGAACUGCUACGUUUCACUCAGAACUUCUAUUUUGACAUCGGUCACAUUCGUCACCAAAAGGACAUUGCAAGCGGACUGCAGUCUUGCGAACCACCAUAUGAACCUCUGCGGUUGCUAUCCAUGUUCUGUUGUGUUACCACCAUGGCAAAGUCACAGUUUCUAUUACAAUAUGCUUUAUUGUGAUUUUUUUUAUUAUAUAUGUAUGUACUAAACAUUCCUGACAUUAAAAAGUGAUGUUCUUCACGGGA
Messenger RNA from Sardina pilchardus (European sardine), 1204 nucleotides. It is a transcript of the gene cope, whose product is annotated as COPI coat complex subunit epsilon. Lineage: Eukaryota; Metazoa; Chordata; Actinopteri; Clupeiformes; Clupeidae. The transcript is spliced from 10 exons. Bases 56 to 958 code for a protein of 300 amino acids. Gene Ontology annotation, biological process: retrograde vesicle-mediated transport, Golgi to endoplasmic reticulum; endoplasmic reticulum to Golgi vesicle-mediated transport; intra-Golgi vesicle-mediated transport. Gene Ontology annotation, molecular function: protein binding; structural molecule activity. Gene Ontology annotation, cellular component: COPI vesicle coat. The record is from RefSeq and is a predicted model, not a curated record.